Molecule: messenger RNA, 6003 nt
Organism: Nilaparvata lugens (brown planthopper)
Lineage: Eukaryota; Metazoa; Arthropoda; Insecta; Hemiptera; Delphacidae
Exons: 4
Coding region: 153-710 (185 amino acids)
Source: RefSeq, a predicted model, not a curated record
UUGCCAAUUAUAAUCGUGCUUUUCUUCCACGAAUUUCCUCAGCGAACCACUCCACAUCGACAAAGCGAUCGGGUCUCAUCACUUCAAUGGCAUAGUUGGUUGGGUGGCGGAUAUUAUCUCUUCUUCGGGGUUUCCUCUAGCAAUGAUCAAAUAUGGAGAGCCACAUUUCAUUGUACAAUUCUAAGGAUGUGAAUAUUCUCACCUACGUGUUGCCUCUUCUUUUGCUCCUUCAAGUGACUGGUACAACUACAUCAGGCGAUAAGAUUUUCUCUGGCUCGUACAAACAUCAAACAAUAGCUGCCCAAGAUAGAGGAAACAGUUUAUGGUGUUACAAAUGUCAUACCAUGGAUGAAAAAGAAGAAUGCAAUGAUUUGGCUGGGAAAAAUAAUUCGGUUCUAGUCCACAAGUGCCUGGGAGAUCAUCGAACCUGUGUUGUGAAGCGAUACUCCUACACUACAAGUACAGAAAACUCCACAUCGGUUCAAAGAAUGUGGUCGAUCGAGCGAAACUGUGUCAACAAAUGUGAGCCAGGUUGUAUUACAAUCGGUGAAAGAACAAAAUUAUAUGCGUGCACAUCCUGUUGCGAAACGUCGUUUUGCAACUCAGACAGGGGUUUAGCAAACUGUGUAGUCUUCGAUUCUCAUUUGGUUAUAAUGUGUUUGUUUCUCAUAAGUUUCCUUCAAAAUAUGCAAAGUCUUUCCAGUCAAUGAGAAUAGAAAACUAUAGUCGAUAAUGAAUAACAAAAAGUGACCAAAAUGUGAUUGUAAAAGUGAAAGCAUACACCUACGAAUAUCUCUCACAUGAAAUUACCUUUUUCAGACAUGAUGCUGGUGAGUAUCACUGCUCUAACAAAUGAAGUUCCAUUAUAGCACCUAUAUAUUGAGGACAGUUUGAGAGGACAUUGAGUAAUUGAUAUGGCUAUUAUAGAAGUACAUCAGUCAAUCUUUCAUAUUAGUAGGCAUUUCAGAGGUCACCAGACAAGCUAGAGUCUUCUCGAUUGUAGAAAUCUAGCCCAUUGUAGGUACCAGAACAACAGUGGUGCUGAGCUUAGAUUAGCCAAAAAGCCUUCUCACUAAAUAUCCAAAUCACCCAUCCGCUUCAUAAACUCUUCAACAAAAUCACAAAUUUAGACAUCUAUUCUCAAUAGGUGUAGAUAUAAUAUUCUGAUGGUUUUUACCAGUUAUCAAUACACUCUUUCAAAAUGAAUUAUUCAGAAUAAUAUUUGUUAUGAUAUUUUUAACCUAGCAGUAGAUGGAACCUGGCAAGAUAAAAUAUCAAAGCACGGUACGUUAUUGCUUUAAAUGGAGUACAAAAUAUUUGUUAUUUCAAUUUAUUUGAAACUAACAUUUUAAUAAGGAAUUGAAAUAGAACGUUAAGAAAGUAUUCCAUUACCUCAUCUAGAAAUAAAUUAUGUUCUGUAGCCUUGUAAUGGGAAUACGGUGUAUUUUCUCCAAAUUAGACCUAGCUUCUUUCUCAUCAUUGAUAUACGGUACAGUCGACUACUAAACAAUAAUGUUUUAUUGAAGAAAAAAACGAUAAUGGCAGAAUAGUAGAAAAACAUCGUUAUGAUUUUUCUUGUCAUCGUCUAAAUUCCACGGUUCAGGCAUGACUAUCCAAUGUUGAUGUAUGGAAGUGAAUCACGGAUCCUGAGUAGAAAUGAGAUCAGAGGAAUCCAAAUAUCUGAGGAGUGUAAAGGGAUGCAUAAGAUUGUAUCUACUCCGAAAUGAGGGCAUACGAGAGAAGGUUGAGGUUGAACUACUGUAUGAAAGUAUGAAGAAAUUGGCAAAUUUCGAAAUGGAUGGAUUCAACACAUUUACACAAAGCGACCCGUUAGCAUGCCUCUGAUGUGGAAGCUCUUCAUCAAAAACCAGCUGGUAAAAGAGAUGUUGGGAUACCAAGGAAAAGGUUGUCUCAAUAUUAUCAAGUAUACAUUAUGUAGACAAGUUGAAAACGGCUACUAUUCCAAAGAUCGGAACAGACAGUCAUGCCUAUAAAAUCUUACUAGUGCAAUUUUGAGUAUACAAAACACGAACAGCUCCAGAGGGUUUAAUUUAAUAAAGUGUUUUAUAUAAAUUUUUGUUGAAUAGACUUAAAACUUUUAAAUACCAUCCACACUUGACAAACAUCUCCAGGCAUAACCAAAAAAUUGAACCUGCAGCCAUUAUAUAGCCUACCUGAUUCAAGAUCAUCAUGAUUUACAUAGAAGCUAUAUAAGAAGAGCUCUAUAAUAACUAUUAUAUUAUUUACUUCAGAUAUAGUAUCACCUUUCAUAAGAUUUAAACGUGAGUUCUAAGCUCAUUAAUAUACAAUUAAAUAUUUAACAAUGAAGUCAGCAAUCCAGCAGUAAAUCAAGAUUUGAUGAAAAUAUGCAUUGCUAUUUAAUUGUUAUCAAUCAUAUGAAAUAACUUAGUCUACAGGACUGAUAUUUACAGCAUUACGAUGAAAAAGCAUUUUAUUCAACACAGAUUUCCAUUGUACCUAGAAUACAUGUAUUCUAGGUACCUUGCAGAUUUCUUUAUCUGUGAUAAUCAAUCAAAAAGUACAGUGAAAAAUAUAACAUUGAAACAAGGAUACUGAUUUUAUUAUUUUUUCUGUAACUGCUGCUGUAAAAUCUUAUUGGAGUUAAAGAGAUACAUAGCUUGAAAAUUUUGUUUGUGAUUGACUUUACGAUUUCAUUGUAAAUAAGAAAACUUUUUAAAAUUCCCAUGUCAAAUAGUUAGAUGAAAAAAUCUAAUUAGCAUGAUUGUGAACCGUUGCUUCUCAUGAUGAAUUUGUUCAUUAAAAGCAAACCAAAACUUGGAAUAACAUAGAAUGUAUGUAUUCAGUACGGUACCGUACUAUAAUACCUAUACUUUUAUCGGCUACGAAAGAUAAUGAAACCCUCUGUAUGUGCCAAUAAAUUUCUUCCAAUUAUUUGCAAAUUUGUGAAAUACAAAGUUACGUUUUGACUGAGAAUAUAAUUCAUUAUAAUGUAUUUUACGAAUACGAGUUCAAAAGUAUAUUUUCUGUAUUGUAGGUAAGUUUUUAUAUAAAACUGAUUUAUUAGCUAGACAAUAUUUAAAUAUCUUAUGAAAAAAAAACAAUCAAAGCUCAUGUGAAUAUAUAAAUAUACGGUAUUAUAGUGCAUCAAUGUAACUGUAGAGGAUAUCUUCUUUCUGAUUGUAAUAAAAUUCACGAUUACUAAGUAUUUUUCUUUGAAAUGUCAUUAUUCCUACCAAAUUAAUAUCUACUGUUUAUCAGAUUUUCUGAAUUGUUUGUUUCAUACUUAUACUUAUUUUAUGAAUUAUGUAGUCUAGAGCAAAGCUCAAGUUUAAUUGCGGUGCUCUGAUGAAUCAUUACAAUACAUCAAGUACUUUCUUGUUUGAGGCGAUAUUAAUUCAAUAACGGAGACACAAUAAUUAGUGAACAUUUUCUAUCAAUAAUUUAUUAUCAAAUAAGUAAACAUUACUUAAAUCACAUUUUACAGCAAUAUGAUGUAGAAUGAGAAUCUUAUGAAAGAUUAUCUUUUAUUAUACCUAGAACUUAUUCAUUAGACCUAAAUAUUUCUAUCUACCGUAUUCUAUUAUCUAUUAAAAUUUAAGUCUUAGAGUUUAAAUUAAAUGCUAUCGGAGGUAGCAGUCUAAAUGUCACAUUAGAAUCCUGGCAAGCUUCACAUAACACAUAAGUGAAACAGCAAUAAGGCAAGAAUAAACCACUCAGGAAUAUUUUAUCAACAGUAAAUUGAGAAUAUCAACUAGAUGAACUAAUAGAAGAAUAAAAGUCUACAGUCUUAUUAAAGCAAUAAAGAUAAUAUAUUACGUUUCAAUUUUUCAAUGAAUUUCUAUUUGUGUAAAUAUAUGGAUUUUGUUGACUGGGGCACAGAAAUCUAGUGAAUUCAGUUUGCCAAUUCGUUGUUUUUCCUCCUACUGGUUCCAGAAGAUUGUUCCAUAAGGCAUUGGAAGCUGAAACAAUAAUUUUGGGCGAAAAUAAUAUAGGCUAUAUCAAUAAUUUAAUUACCAAAGUAAUAAUUUUCAAUGAGUUGUUAUACUUGUACAAUAGAAAAUCGUGAAGUAAUUUUUCAACAUUAACCGUGUUUUGUAGAGCAAAAUUUGGAUAAAAAUUACAAAAUAUUUUCCACUGCAAUUGUAAAUCAGCCAUCAGCAAUAAGCAGUAUAUUAUUAUAAGUGACUUAGUGGGUAUCUACUUCAGAAAUUCUUAAUAUUUUUUAUGUUUAUUAACUAAAAAUCUUACACUUUAAAAAACUAUAGAACUUCAGUUCAUCCAUUGAUGAUCCAAGAAGUUCUGAGAUUAUAAGAGCAGUAAAAAUUAUAAUAUUUUGCAUACACUAUCACAAAUUGGUUUUAAACUAGUUCAAAAGGCUUCCCUCUCUUCAGCCUCCUGGUUAUAUCUUCAUUCUGUGGUAAACGCUUUCGCAAAUUUAUUUUGCAAUAAUGUUUUCACUGGUAGCAUACGAAUCCUACAGUAGGCUACUAUUGUGGAAGCAUGUCUUCAUAAUAAUAAUAUCGAGUGACCUGGCUGGCUCAGGUCUGGUGUCAGAGUUUUCAGGUCGCAACUGAUCAAUUUCAGGGCCUCUGACAUGACCUAACGACUGCUUUUUAGGCAGCCGAGACCGACGACUUAACGUGCCCAUCUGAAACACGUCUUUCAAGCAUACUGAGGAUAGUAGACUGGCUUUAAUGAAUUCUCGCUAAUCAAUAAAUAGGUCGGUAAAAAUUUCUCGUAGGGAAGAAUAAUUAAUGACAUUAUCACACAAAUCAAACCCAAUCAUAUGAGGGGGAUCAAAGACUGGGGUCUUCUUAUUGUAUUUGAUCGCAAUCAAUGGAUUUGUUCCGAUAUUCGUUAUGACUCACCUCUAGAAUAGCCCUUCUGACUGAAGUGGAAGCAAUCUUUUGAUAGAUAAGUUGUGUCAGUCACUAUUUCUCCAUUGCUAUUCCUACGUGUUGGAAAUGUUAGCUCAGCUGUAAAGGGCUGGUACACCACAGCAAAAUCGUCAGUCGUAAAUUUAGGAUCCAUUGCCUGGAACAAUAUUGUCGUAACCAUUAAGACCUCUAGGUAAGAUAUUAAUUAUAUAAGUCUACACAUCUUAAGAAUUUGUAAUAGCCUUAUAAUGAGAUUUCUCAUGUCCUGAGACAAUAUCGACAUUCAUCAAUUUUUGAAGUUUGUCGAUAAUACUAACUUUUUAUCAUAAAUUUGAAAGCUUCUCACUUUUGAACAAUUCCAUAGUUCCAUAUUUUUGACAGUGGAUAGGCUAGGUCUUAAUAAGCAAAGUCUUUUCAUGAAUAAAAGUAAAACAAUUUUGAAAAAAAAAUGUUGUCAACUCAUCACACCAUAUCGAUUUUAAUAUUAUUAUUUCUUGAUUUAAUAAUUCCAUCAUUGAUUAAAUAUAAAGUUUAAAAAAUUCAAAAUAAUGAGUUUUCAAUAUCAAUACUCUUAAUUAUGAGUUAAAAAAUUAAUAUGAAUUAUAAAAAUUACAUAGAACUAUUGAAGCUUAUUGUAUUAUUUCAUUCAACAUGGCAUAAAGUUGACAGUAUACUAGUUUAUUUAUGCGGAUCGAUAUAAUUAUAUUUCACUUCAAAAACUACUGGGUUCUCAUCCAAUUGAGAAAUAAUUAUUAUUUUCAGAAGAGGAAGCGAGUCAAGAUCUAAAUCAGUCAAAAGAAGCAAUCCCUAUUAUCUUACCACUUCCAUUUCUACUUUCUGCCACUCAUCCAUUAUCUUGAGCAUAGUUUUUCGUUUACUUCUAAACGGUAGACCAAUCAGGCAAGGGCAUUCUGAAGUCUGUGUUAUUCUACAUGUCAUUGGAAGUCCUGUGAAAUUCAUUAUCACUUCCAAAUCUGAAAUAGAAUAUUCAAAUUUUCAAUAGCUGUUCCAAAACCAAUGCCACACCGUAGUCACGUUAACACAAUUAUUAAAAAUCCCUUGAAAUAAGAGUAGGCCUAUUAUCAUACUCAUUUUUAGUAAAAAAAAAUAUUUUUAUUUUUGAAAUGAAAACUGCCAGUUUCAA